Messenger RNA from Cucurbita pepo subsp. pepo (vegetable marrow), 3583 nucleotides. Its product is annotated as filament-like plant protein 7. NCBI's taxonomy places the organism in Eukaryota, Viridiplantae, Streptophyta, Magnoliopsida, Cucurbitales, Cucurbitaceae. The record is from RefSeq and is a predicted model, not a curated record.
UCUCUCUCUCUCUCUCUAGACUUUCUCUCUCUUCUUUUUUAUUUUCACUUUUUUCGUUCUCCUCUGCUCUGUGUCCAUUUCUGGUGGUUCUUUUUUCUCUUUUGCCCUGAAGAGGGCUUUUCUGUCGGCACAAUCACUGCCAUUCUUCCGGUGUUGGGACUUGCUCACAUUGGAAUGUGUGAAGAAAAGGGAACACACUGGAUUGUUGCAGGUUGUCUAGACUUAUUUGACUGCCUAUUGAGAUAGUUGUUUUGGGAUUUGAAACGUAGUGAUGGACCAGAAGACUUGGCUUUGGAGGAAGAAAUCGUCUGAGAAGAUCACUGUUUCUAGUGAUAAACUGAAUCUCUCUGUGAAUAAAAAUGAAGAAGAGACACUUCUUAUCGACAAGGCACGGUUGGAGAAAGAUCUCGAGCUUGCAAACGAUAAGCUUUCUGUAGCUCUCUCUGAAUGCAAGACAAAAGAUGAACUUGUGAAGAAACUUACAAACAUGGAACAAGAAGCCAUUGCAAGAUGGGAAAAAUCAAAAUCUGAAGCAGCAGACUUAAAACAAGAACUCAAUGAUGCUGUACAAAAGAGGCUUGCUGGUGAAGAGAGAGUGAUUCAUCUCGAUGCAGCGUUAAAAGAAUGCAUGCAGCAGCUACGUUUUGUUCGAGAAGAGCAAGAGAAAAGGAUUCAUGAUGCCGUCUCAAAGACGUCGAAUGAAUUUGAAAGAUCCCAAAAGAUUUUGGAGGAUAAGUUAGACGAUACUGGUAAAAGGCUAUCGAAGUUGAGCGGCGAGAACACGCAACUUAGCAAGGCUUUGUUGGUGAAGGAAAAGAUGAUUGAAGAUCUAAAUAGACAGUUGGGUGGCUUGGAGACGGAUCUUAAUGCGUUAGUAUCUCGAUUAGAAUCCACAGAGAAAGAAAACGGUACACUAAAAUAUGAAGUUAGAGUGCUCGAGAAGGAGGUCGAGAUUCGGAAUGAGGAGAGGGAAUUUAAUAGACGAACGGCUGAUGCAUCGCAUAAGCAACAUUUGGAGAGUGUGAAAAAGAUUGCGAAACUCGAAUCAGAGUGUCAAAGGCUGCGCCUUCUCGUACGGAAAAGGUUGCCAGGUCCUGCAGCCUUGGUUAAGAUGAAAAAUGAAGUUGAAAUGCUUGGACGGGAUUCAUUUGAGAUCAGAAGACGGCCGAAGAAUCCAACAGGUUCCUUGGACUCUUCGCUCGAGAACUCCCCGGAGACUCCGAGCAGACGUAUUAACGUUCUAACCUCCAGAGUGUCAGCAUUGGAAGAUGAAAACAGUGCUCUCAAGGAAGCUCUCAACAAAAAGAAUAAUGAACUUCAAGUUGCGAAAAUCAUGCACGCUCGUACGUCUCCAAAACCGUUGCACGUUGAAUCACCACACGAAUUAUCAAAUGGCUAUAAACUCAUGGAAUCAGGAAAGAGUAGUCUAACAGUACCCGAGCUCCCUCAUGCUUCGAUGUCUGACACCGGGAGCGACGAUAAGGUCAGCUGUGCCGAAUCAUGGGCUUCUGCAGUGAUUUCAGAAUUGGAUCACUUCAAAAAUGGUAAGCAGAAAGGGUCAUCAACAACAUGUAAAGUAGUUGGAUCUUCUGAUUUGGAUCUAAUGGAUGACUUUGUUGAAAUGGAAAAAUUGGCUAUUGUCUCUGUCGAAAAGUCUUCUGCAAAUUCUCGAAUUAUUUCAAAUGAAGUCGAUGGAAAACCCGAGUCAUUGGAAACCGAGCUAAACGGAUAUCACCCUGAACCAAUGUCGAAGGAGACAGUCCAGAGGUCUAAUAGUAAUCCCGGCUCCUGUUUAACAUGCCCCGAUUGGCGUCAAAGUAUCUUGAAAAUGGUCUUCGACCAAAGUAGUUUCUCGAAAAGAGCCCCUGAACUGAUACUGGAGGAUAUUCGAGCAGCGAUGAAAUACGAUAAUCCAGAAAAUUCUACUGAUACAAAAGGUAGCAUGUUGAAGCAUGACCAGCAAGAGGGUCUAUGUGGUUCGGUAUCGAGAUUGAUUGAGCUCGUAGAAGGGAUUAGUGUGACAUCUUCUGAUGAUAACAACUUGUCCUCGAGAACGGAUGGUAGUUUCUAUUCUGAAACACCUACAGGCUAUACGGUUCGAGUUCUCCAAUGGAAAACGUCUGAACUCAACACUAUUUUGAAGGAGUUUAUACAGAUCUGUUAUGAUAUGUUGAAUGGAAAGGCAAAUAUUGACAACUUUCUUCAAUCACUAAAUUCCACUUUGGAUUGGAUUAUGAACCAUUGUUUUUCACUUCAAGAUGUUUCAAGCAUGAGAGACUCCAUAAAGAAGCAUUUCAAUUGUGAGGAUUCGCGUAGCGACGGUGAUCUGGAAAUCGGGAUGAACGUUCAUGUUUCAGAAGUCGAUAAAUCAUGUGUUCCUACAGAACAGAUUUCAUGUUUGAAAAAGGAUACCGUUUCAAAUGACCAUAACGCCCCAACGGGAGAGCUGCAAUCGAGAUUGUCAGAAGAAAAUAAAGAACCGAAAGAAGAGCUAACAAGUGUAGAAACUGCGAAGAAAGGUCACGAAACAUUACCGAAUCAACUUCAAGAAUCUGAGAAGAACAUUGUCAACUUGCAGGAGGAAAGUCAAACUGUCGAUCAGCGCUCGGUGAAUCGAGAUCUGGAUGAAGAGCUUACGGCUGCUCGAAAUGAACUCAAUGAGAGUCGUAGAAAGUUUGCAGCUCUAGAAGUUGAAUUGGACAAUAAGAACAAUUGCUUUGAAGAACUGGAGGCCACAUGCCUUGAACUGCAACUUCAGUUAGAAAGCACACGGAGACAAAACCCGAGCACGGAUCUCGGUCAGGAAGAGAAGCAACUACGCACGGAAUGGGAGAUAACAACUGCUUCUGAAAAACUAGCAGAAUGCCAAGAGACAAUUCUUAACCUUGGGAAGCAGUUGAAGGCUUUAGCUACACCCAAAGAAGCUGCAAUUUUAGACAAGGUCAUCCCCACUCCAAACAACGAAACGCAAACACUUAGCAUCUCCGACACCCCAACCACCAACCCGGUGACCGACACGACAUUGAUCCCAACUGUUUCCGAUACGAAGAUGACAAACAAUCGGUUCUCUCUAUUAGAUCAAAUGCUUGCAGAAGACGACACGUUCCCUAGAGAUCAUAAAAUUCCAAAGCCAAUAGAAGUUGCAGAUCCACAGAAAGCAAUUCUGAUAUGGAAUGGGCAUAAAAAUGGCAUCGACAAGGAUAGAGUUGGUAAUUUGGCUAUCGUACCGAGCAGAAAACGGGGAGACGGGCUGUGGAGGAAGCUGUUAUGGAGAAAGAAGAAAGUGAGGAGCCAGAAAAAGAGCCUUCUACUUGCAGCAUGAAAGCGGGGUUAGUGGUUUUUUUGGUUUGGUUUUGUUUUGUGUGGUGAUUGUUGUUUGUUUUGUAAUGGUUGAAUGAUUUGUGUUGUACAUAUAACGUGUAAACCUACCCUUUCAUAAACUGCAUUGCACAUUGUAUCCAUUUGAUGAACAUAUAACCUUAUAUGCUGAGUUGCUGACACUUUGUAAAUCUAUAAGAAGGAUAGGAUACUGAUGUGACAUGGAUGGUGUAAUAUACGUCUACCGACCGCAAAUUUUAUGUUA